Molecule: messenger RNA, 936 nt
Organism: Lingula anatina
Lineage: Eukaryota; Metazoa; Brachiopoda; Lingulata; Lingulida; Lingulidae
Product: scavenger receptor cysteine-rich domain-containing protein DMBT1-like
Biological process (GO): peptidyl-lysine oxidation
Cellular component (GO): membrane
Molecular function (GO): protein binding; protein-lysine 6-oxidase activity
Source: RefSeq, a predicted model, not a curated record
AUGGCGACAACUUACGAUCCCUGCUACCGCAAUCCGUGUCAGAACGGUGGAACAUGUUACCCGAAGAGAACCUCAUACUGGCCGUACCAAUACAUAGAAUACAGCUGUCAAUGUGACUCUUACCACUAUGGACAGAAAUGCCAGUAUUAUGGACGGCAAACCACUGAGAGACCCACGGAAACGACAACACAGAGCUGUCAAAAUGGAGGGUACUAUGAUUAUAACGGUAGAUGCCGCUGUCCAGCAGGCACGUGGGGCUAUUAUUGCCAAUAUGGUAGUGUAACGACGCCAUUAACAUUUGAGGAAACAACGUUAACAGCAAAAACAACAGAUAAGUUUACAGGGAAAAAGAUCCGUUUAGUAGGAGGAGGGAGUGUCAGCAUAGGUCGUGUGGAGGUUUAUCAUAAUGGCCAGUGGGGGACAGUUUGUGACGAUAGUUUUGACAACACGGAUGCCCAAGUUGUAUGCCGUAUGCUGGGAUACAGCCCAUACAAUGCGAGAGCCUACUCGAGCGCCAGGUUUGGUCAAGGCCGUGGUCCGAUAUGGCUGGAUGACCUGCGCUGUAGAGGCUACGAGUCCAGUGUAUUUGAUUGCUCUCACCAAGGUCUGGGUAAACACAACUGUGGACAUAGUGAAGAUGCUGGGGUGUCAUGUUACAAUGACACAGAGCUCUCAGCCACCACGGUGCACUAUGAAGAAACCACGGCGGCAAACGAAAUAACAACUGAAAUGCCAGAAGCAACUACAUACGAUCCUUGUUCCCAAAACCCCUGCCAGUAUGGUGGUACAUGUGUACGUACCAACAGUUACUAUUGGCCAUACACUGGCUACAGAUGUAACUGUCCUUACUACCGUACUGGGCAAAAAUGCGAGUACGGUGCUUAUAGAUACCAGCAUUAUGGGAUUAUCAACAAGUUGAAGAUUAGAAAUAUAUAG